GUUAACCUUGACCCCAGGUUGAUCCUGGUUUCUGCUAUAUGCAGCUAAGACUCCAUUUUGAGAGGAAGCUUUCCUUCCACUCAUAUUCAGCAUAGCAAUCGGGGUGUUUGGAUUUCAGUUGAUAAAUGAAACCCAACGUGGACACAUCUUUUUGCAGAUGCACCCCCACUUAAAAUCUCUUUUGGUGUCCGAAUGGUGUCAGUUACAUUUUAUUCUAAUUUAAUCUGGGAUAGGUGUCACCAGUUUCUCCUCUUUCUCCUCCUCCUCUUCUCAGACCAUUCAGAUCAUGGUGGGCGUGCUGGUCCUGCUGAUGGGGAUCUCCUUGUCACCUUUUGCUGAUUCCAUUGGAGUUUACAGUGGCUCCUUCGUUUGGGGAGCUGCUCUGUACAUCGCUGCUGGAUCUCUGACUGUAGCUGCUGGGACUCGACUGACCAGCUGUCUGGUGAAAGCUGCCCUGAUUGUCAGUGUGAUAGCAUCAGUUGCUGCCACCAUCAGCACCAUCAUCCACAUCGUGGAUGCCGUUAUUAUUAUUGGCUGCUACUACUAUGGUUACUCAGAUGACAGGGGGCGUUACAGCUGCUACGUGUACCAGAGUCGAAUGCGGGGCGUCUCAGGCGUCCUUGCAGUUUUCAGUCUUCUGGAGAUGAUUGUUGCCAUCACUGUGGCAGGUUUCGCCUGUAACGCCGUCUGCUGCUGUACUGAUCCUACAACAGUUCUGGUUGUACCUGCAGCAGCUGUGGCCUCUGGUGAAUCUGCUGAUGUGAACAUGGAGCAGGUGCAGUUUCUCAAAAGUUCAGAAGAAGAUGAGACCAUG
Molecule: messenger RNA, 814 nt
Organism: Cynoglossus semilaevis (tongue sole)
Lineage: Eukaryota; Metazoa; Chordata; Actinopteri; Pleuronectiformes; Cynoglossidae
Product: membrane-spanning 4-domains subfamily A member 4A-like
Exons: 6
Cellular component (GO): membrane
Source: RefSeq, a predicted model, not a curated record